CGUGAGCAAAGCUUCGCUUCAUAUGGUCCGCCACGACACCUUUUCCUCAGAACUACACUUCCGCUUGUCGCACCCACCUUCAGCAGCCCGUAAUGUCACGUAUACAAAUGGAUCAACUCAUCGAUGAUGACGAAGAGGAGGUAUGUCCUCUUUGCGUCGAGGAGCUAGACCUAGACGACAGGGGCUUUAGACCGUGUCCUUGUGGGUAUCAAAUAUGUCGGUUCUGUCAUCACAACAUCAAGACGAACAUGAACGGAUUGUGUCCUGCAUGUCGACGUGUUUAUGAAGACAAGAAUAUCGUGAUGGUCAAGCCUACGCCCGAAGAAGCCGCAGACUACCAUAAGAGACAAGCCCAGAGACAAAAGAGAACUGCUGUUGCUAAACAAAAAGAAGCUCAAAGGCGUGAAGCAGACACACUCGGUCGGAAGCACCUUGCUGGCCUACGCGUCGUUCAAAAGAAUCUAGUUUAUGUGACUGGUCUUUCACCCACCACGCAAGAGAGCAAGCUACUGGAGACCCUACGCGGCCCAGACUACUUUGGACAGUACGGAAAGAUCAUUAAGAUUGUCGUCAGCAAAGCCAAAGACACAUCACAUCAUCACCAAUCUGUCGGAGUGUAUGUGACAUUCGCGCGGAAAGAAGAUGCGCAAGCUUGUAUCGAUUGUGUCGACGGAUCCGCGAAUGGUGAAAGGACUCUACGGGCUCAACACGGCACGACCAAGUACUGCUCGGCUUAUUUGCGCAAUGAGACCUGCAAUAAUAAGAGCUGUAUGUUCCUGCACGAACCUGGAGACGAGGGUGACCGGUUCACGCGACAAGAUCUGUCUGCACUCAAUAUCAGUCAAUCAAAUCAUCCACAUAAUUCAAUGAACCCUCAACCCGCACCUGUACAACAGGCUCCAAUCGCAGCAGCCACGCCAAUGCAAAGAGACGAAAGCAGUGAAGGUAGCCACAGCGUAGAUGGUUCUGCCUUGCCUUCUUCCGCUAGUUGGGGCAGCAAACCUGUACAAUUACCUCAAGAUCGCAGGACAAGCCGAGCGACCACGAGUUCAGAAGCCAGCCCCGCUGUUUCGCAUUCAGCCCCAACCCAAUCUGAGGUUCAUAAGUCCGAGCCUGCGACCCUCAAGCAAGUAAAUACUACUUCACAACGUCCAACACAACCACCGUCUCCAGAAGCACCCCAAUCAUCGUCUUCUUCUUCUCCGUCAUCACAACCGACUAAGCCAAACCGGAUGGAACAUCUGGAAAAUUUCCUCAAAAUCCUCUCAUUGCCAUGGGAAAAUAAUUUCUCCAUGGCUAACCUUUCGGAAAGAGAUCAAGCAAAACUUGAUAACAUGCCUAUGCUGCUUGACCCAUACGGUGGCGAGAAGCUUAGAAUAAGAAGAGAAAAAGAGGCCAAGUUAAAAGAAGAACAGGCUCAAGCGGUUGGGCAAGCUACAGUCCCUGAUACCGCGGAGGCUGUAGACGCGGAGGAUGACCCGGCAUCUGGAAGUCUGCAGCUAGGUGGCGAGCCGGAAGAACAGCCCAAUACAGCGUUCGUUCGCUCUCAGCACGCUAUUGGACCACCACCUUUGCCAUCAGGGCUUGGCCAGAACUUAUCACUUGGAGAUGAAUCAAGCUCUUUCGGUUUCAGUGGACGCGGUAUGAACGCUCAGCAGAAUCAGCAACAGCUAUUGAUGCAGCGAUACAAAGACAAUCCGAAUGCCUCGAAUCUUCUCAACAGCUUCCAGAACAAUCAGCAAGCUCAGCAGUUAAGCCAUGGACUGUCUUCGGGUUCCGCUCCGAGUCAUGCGAGACAAACUUCAAAGUUCUCGUUCGCGAACGAAUCUGGCACAGCAUCGACUGCAGUCAAGCCUGUUCCAAACCAGAAGUUCAUGAACCAACAGAACGCUAUGUUACCACCACAGAAUUCCGGCCCUUUCAGCCACCAGGGUGGUAAUGGUCAUCUUGGUAAUCAUUCAUAUUACACUGGUAGCGUUCAAGGCCCGCCUCCAGGCCUGAAGACGACUGGAACUCCACCAGUCAGUGGCGGAGGUAUGUUCGGCCAAGGACACGGGUUUGCAACGGGCGGUCUGGGCUAUGGAGCCAAUGCGACAGGCAGAAACAACACUAACGAAGAGAUGAUGCAACGUCUAUUGCGCGGACAAAGAGCCGACGGCCACGGAGCUGAUGCUGGUAAGCGUGAGUCUAUGUUUCCUUCUUUUCUUCAAUCCCACUCCUCGACCUCCUCUACACCUGCCCCUGCCCCUGGCCUACACAACUAUCCAUAUGGACCUCAGCCUGGUGCAUAUCAAGACGCCGGUCCACAGAAGCAAAAGAAAAAGUCGAAGAAACAUAGACAUGCUAACACUUCCUCUUCUGGGGGAGGUGGUCUAGUCGAUGUUUCCGACCCAAGUAUUUUGCAGGCAAGAUUGCAACAUGGUGGUGGGCCCAUGGGCGGGCAAGGUAUUUAUGGAGGUCAAGGCCAAGGUGGGUUCAACGCCGGUUUUCCUGGCGGGUACAACAACAACCGAUGGUGAAGACUCUGCACCCAACCCAUUUGCACGUAUAACUUUGUUUUUUCUUGAUGGUCAUAUUUUCUUUUACACACAUGUGGGCAAUCGCGGGCGGGCUUUGCUGGCGUUUCU
This is a messenger RNA of Pseudovirgaria hyperparasitica, 2627 nucleotides long. RefSeq lists its product as uncharacterized. Gene Ontology annotation, molecular function: ubiquitin-protein transferase activity; RNA binding. NCBI's taxonomy places the organism in Eukaryota, Fungi, Ascomycota, Dothideomycetes, Acrospermales, Acrospermaceae. Gene Ontology annotation, biological process: protein ubiquitination. Bases 93 to 2519 code for a protein of 808 amino acids. The record is from RefSeq and is a predicted model, not a curated record. The transcript is spliced from 3 exons. Gene Ontology annotation, cellular component: CCR4-NOT complex.